Malassezia sympodialis ATCC 42132 is the source of this 879-nucleotide messenger RNA. RefSeq lists its product as uncharacterized. The record is from RefSeq and is a predicted model, not a curated record. NCBI's taxonomy places the organism in Eukaryota, Fungi, Basidiomycota, Malasseziomycetes, Malasseziales, Malasseziaceae.
AUGCGUUGUCUCUCCUUUCUUUUCGCAGUGGGAGCUUUGGCAUCGCUGGGCGUCUGCGCUCAGACCGUCGUACGGACACCCGCGUUCAAUGUCACCAACCUGCCUGACCACUGGCAGCGUGGCCAGACGGGUACGAACGCCUGCGGCAGGUUUGGCGCCUCGAGUCCCAAAUCCUCGUGCCAGAACAUUUUCGUAAACUCGGUGGAUGACUUUUGUCUCUAUGCCCCCCCCAGCAAGAACAAGACGGUAGGCGACUCGGAGCAGAUCAUGGUCGCUUACUGCACAAAGGCCGGCUACGGCACACGUCUUAUCCCUGAUGACACUCUCACUGGCGUGCACUUUCUGCGCACCAACUCGUUUGUGCAAGUUACCGGGCGCGGAAACAUGACCAAGAUUAAUAUCCGCAAGGGCGACGAUGGCGGCGAGCUGGAUCCCCACGGCUAUAAUGGCCUUGGCAACCCGAUCGGCGGUCUUGUAUGGACCCGCAGCGCGGCGAACCAUUCAGGCGAGUGGACGCAGAUCAAGGAGUGGAACCAGUUUAUCAGCGAUACCGACUUUAGCCUCCGUGCAUGCUGGGGCCCGAAUGCAACACAGUACUGUCCCCACAUUUACGACGAGAUGGGCUCAUACUUUAACGAGCCAGGAGAUUAUCGUAAGCACUCAUUUGACGAAUGUGAUGGCGAUGCUGGGCAGUUCCCUGGCGUCUAUGGCACAUCUACCUUCUGGCAAGGCCAGUCUCACACGCCCGAUCCUCAUCCGCCUGGCGCUACAUCAAACUGCCACACGUUUUCCUCGGUGCAUAAUGGGAUCGCCCGCUCUCCUCUGUUUAGUGCGCAUGUUCAGUCGCGCCGCAUGUCUUUCCCCUCGCAUACCCUGUAA